AUGGAAGAAAGGUCUGACUCUCCCACACCUGGCUCUUCGGAGGCUGAGAAGGCGGCCACAACUGGCUUUGCGCCCAGGAUAUCGGAAGCGAUGGCCGAGCUCUUAUUGAACACGGUGGUUGGCACGGCCAAGAUGGUCCAGGUUUCUGCUGAAGCCCAAAAGACCGCACAGCUGGCUUGUUUCCAUGCGGAGCAGGCCAUGGCCCAAGCCCGGCUGAGCUACACAACCUCGCGAGGGCUGGCCGAGCAGCUCCUGGGCUUCCUGAGUCCCCCCGACUACCAGGGGCUCUUCCAGAUCCUGUCACAGCCUCCCAUGACGUACUCCGAGUUUUGCGACACCAUCCGACGUACAGAAAACACCCUCCUGCACCCCAUCUUCAGGAGCAAGCCAGGACUUCCAGCCCAGAGGGAUCCCAGCCCUGACUCUGAAUGCUGCAGUUCGUCAGACAAUCCAGAACUGAGCUAUCCAAAAAGGAUUCAUGAUCUCCAGGUCUUUAUAUCUCCUUGCACACAUGAAGAGGAGGAGGCAGAAGAGGAGGAGAGCCACUCUCUGCAUAUCAGGGGGAGAAACCCUUCACGGCACAAGCAGGUGGAGACGGUGCUUCUGGAGGAUCAGAUGGGGGGGACCUAUGUGACCCAGCGCCGCCGCUCGCCCCGACGCUCCCCUUCUGCUAGCGUGGAUGGGCUUUCCCCACUGGUGUCCGACCAGGAACUCAGCACCAUCCAGGGCGGAUCAGGCAAAUUCCUGAGCAAAGUGACCCGGCGCCUGGAUCAUCACCAGCAGGAAAACUCAGACAGCGACACUGACCAGUCCGAGACCUCGACUAAGGACAUGGGAUAAACCUGGCCCCAGAUUCGCUGUGCUGAGAGAGAGAGGGAAUGAUGAACACACACUUCAAAUCCUCACUCAUCUUUCCUUCCGGAAUAUGAAAGGGGGAAAAGAUAACGCACCCACAAAAUGUCCAACCUGUGUGAGGGAACGGUUGCAAACCGUUGCCAAAAGAUGCAUCCUGUGUAAUAUUCGGUGCCAUGGCACAAAGGGAACGGAGGAACCAUUGGAGCCACUGCGGUUGUCACUUCUUCCCUGUCUUUUUCAUAAAUAAAGUAUAAAUGCAGCAAACAAA
Molecule: messenger RNA, 1123 nt
Organism: Anolis carolinensis (green anole)
Lineage: Eukaryota; Metazoa; Chordata; Lepidosauria; Squamata; Anolidae
Exons: 7
Coding region: 1-840 (279 amino acids)
Source: RefSeq, a predicted model, not a curated record